Molecule: messenger RNA, 2301 nt
Organism: Serendipita indica DSM 11827
Lineage: Eukaryota; Fungi; Basidiomycota; Agaricomycetes; Sebacinales; Serendipitaceae
Source: the annotation of a GenBank genome assembly
AUGUCCCAAGCGCAAUCAAAACUAAAUCGACGGAACCAGGCAAAGCAGAUUCAAAAGGCCAAACGACAGAGCUUGGUCGAGGCGACGAGACUUUUCAACGGCGUAGAUGGAACCCCGCGCGUUGUUGCUGUUGUCCCACUAUGCAAGGAUAUUUCUGCGAGAGAUCUAGUCCUCAAAUUGCUGAAAGGGCUGGGCGAGGAUGCCGAGUCGAUUACGGCGGACUGUCCUGAGCGAGGAAUCUGGCGAGCACGAGCGGAGCGGUUCCGUACGAGCCUUCAGUUCCUCCUCCUGCCAUAUGGGCAGCUGUACGCCACUUUGGAUGCAGUAAAAGGCGCAGACUACAUUAUCCUUGGACUUUCCGCAUCGACAGAAGUAGAUUCCUGGGGUGACAUGCUGCUUCGCUCGUUACAAGCCCAAGGUUUCCCUCAGGCAAUAGCGGUCGUCCCGACGACACAUGAUGAUACAUCAAUGGAAGAAAAGUCGAGAAAGUCGACUAUGAAGACCGCCCAAUCCGUCAUCAAAUCUCUCCUCUCAUUUGUACAAUAUUUUGUUCCCACGCUCACCCGAGUAUUCGACCUGUCUUCAACGUCUGAAGCAUCGACUGCCUUGCGCUCGCUAUGUGAAGGCAAACCGAACGAUGUACGAUGGCGCAUGGGUCGAGGUUAUCUCGUCUCCGAAGCUCUCUCCUACGAUCUUGACACUAUUUCGACCUCUGAAGAAUCUACUGGAUCAAAAGGGGUGCUCAAAGUCACUGGCGUGGCGCGCGGUGCGCCCAUAUCUGCAAACCGUCUCAUCCAUAUACCGGGAUGGGGCGACUUUCAACUCAAGCGUAUAAUCGCAACACCACGCAAUCCUCGUGGUCCACAGGGAGACGGUACAAUGGACGUCGAAGCCAAGGUGCUCAGCGAGCCGUCGACUGGAGGAGCAGGAGACGACGUUGAUCAGCAAGAUGACCUCGUUUCCGUUAACGAGGUGGACGAUAUGCAAAACGAGCAGACGUGGCCUACUGAAGAAGAUAUGCGUGAGGGUGCAAGUGCGAUUGACGGGACGGAUGGGUUACCCGACGCCGACGAGGGCACGACGCCAAAAGUCGUCAAGAGGUUCCCAAGGGCACGAGAAGUGGACGAGGACGCGAGCGAGCCGGAUGAUGAAGAAGGCACCGAACGAGAUGGAGGUGGCUCUGUCGAUAUGAACGACGGGGCGAGCGAGAUGGCUUCCAAGGUCGACGACGAUGAAGAGUAUGAAGACGUCGUAGAGGAGAAAAGCAGCCGUGCUGUGGCAUUUGAAGAUAUGGAUAUGGAAGAGGAGAAGCGACAACUCGAAUCAUGGCGCGCACGUCAAAAGGAGCACUCGACGCAUCUCGCAUUCCCCGACGAAAUCGAUACGCCAAUGGACAUACCCGCCCGACAACGCUUCGCGCGAUAUCGUGGACUCAAAUCGUUCCGCACCAGUCCUUGGGAUCCAAACGAAAACUUGCCACGGGACUAUGCCAAGAUUUUCCGUGUUGGUGAAAAGGAGUGGGAUAGCGUUAGUCGGAAGAUUAUGCACGGGGACGCCGGAGAUGGUAUAGAGCGCUAUAGCCCGGUACACGUGACACUGGAGAUUCAAGGCGUGCCGCAGGCAUUUAUGGACGCGUACGAUCCGACUCUACCACUCGUCGUCCAUGCUUUGUAUCGACAUGAACACAAGAAGACUGUGCUCAACUUUACACUCCAACGCAACUCGGAGUACAACGAGCCUGUGCGCUCAAAGGAUUCGCUCAUUCUCUGCUCAGCACCUGCGGGGGGUGCAAAGAGUACGAACAAUGUACACAAGUUUGAGCGAUUCCUGCGUGAGGGUGUCACGUCUGUGGGGACCAUUUACGGACCGUUGACAUUUGGAAGACUUCCAGUCACGCUCCUCAAGGAAACCGACGAUCCACAAUGUGAGUCUAUCCACCCCAUCUUGGUCGCGAGCGGCACACUCCUCCCACCAAGCACAUCACGCAUCAUCGCCAAACGCAUCUUACUCACAGGCCACCCAAUCAAGAUUCACAAACGCAGCGUAACGGUGCGAUACAUGUUCUUCAAUCCGGCCGACGUGGCCUAUUUCAAGCCAGUCCAACUCAGCACGAAAUAUGGACGGACGGGUCAUAUCAUCGAAAGUUUAGGCACGCACGGAUACUUCAAGGCUCAUUUCGAUGGAAAUGUGACGCAGAUGGACACGGUUUGUCUGGCACUGUACAAGCGCGUGUACCCGAAAUGGGCAAAAGAGUGGUCGGCGAGUGCCAACAAGGAUGGGGGAGACGAGAUGGAAGAGUAA